This is a messenger RNA of Aspergillus aculeatinus CBS 121060, 727 nucleotides long. RefSeq lists its product as uncharacterized. The transcript has a single exon. Lineage: Eukaryota; Fungi; Ascomycota; Eurotiomycetes; Eurotiales; Aspergillaceae. The record is from RefSeq and is a predicted model, not a curated record. Bases 123 to 623 code for a protein of 166 amino acids.
UAGGGGGAAACAGCAGUAUGGUACAUCCGCCUCUACCACCUCGAUACUACUGUCCAGGUCCAACAGCGUAUAGACCGAGGCAGAGCACCUGAGGUAACCAUGAUGUUGAAGGUUACAUAGCCAUGUUUCACGGCUUAGUCGGGAGCAUUGACCGGUCAGCUUAUCAUCGCGUCUCCUAUGACACUAGAGUUCUAGGCUGGCGAAUCGUGCAGUACGCUUCCGACUGUCGUAAGACCAGGUCGGUAGACCGGGAAGUGUCACUGGAAUGUCGUCUAAUGAACUUGUUGACAUUUUCUCGAAGCAGAUCGCGGUUGAAGCUCUCUCAAUGCCGAGGAACAGAGAUGCUCGGAUCCGAAGGGCGGAACUACCGAGCCCUAUCCGCCUGUGAUCGUCAUGUUCAGCGCCAGUCGACAGACCCGCUCAAUCGAGUGCUAAAAUCGUGCUACAUACCUAAUUGGUAUCAUCAGCCCCAAGUCUCCCAGUCCCCAGAGUUAGAGCCCCGUCGGAGCCACUCACUCACAGGGCGUUCCCUACCAUGUUCCCCCGCGGUGGCCUCCGUCGGAGCCUGUCUUACACAACGAAGAUCAUUUCACCCGCCACCGGCGCCCCGAGCCAUCCUGUGAACGACUCAAAGCUACGGAAUAUGCGUGACACCGAGUGGCAAAGAAGAAGUAUGGGUAUGCGCGGACCUCGAUUAGAGCUCCGAGAUCAUCCGCCCUGUUUCCGA